ACUUGUGUGCUGGAAACAUAAAACAAAUGGGCUGUAAAAUGCAUCAAAACCACUGAACAUAAUGGUAUUUAUUUUUGAUCUUACAGUACCAUGUCCACCGGAUAAUCUGAACCUAUACCGUGAAUGCAUCAGCAAUGUAAUCAUCUUCUCAUGGGCACCAACAAACAAUACCAUAUUCUACAAGGCAAACAUGAUAGACUCUACUGGGGGUUCACAGGCUUGCAUAACCACAGAUACUUCCUGUUUCUUUACUGAUACUGUGUGUGGACGUAGCUACAAUUUUACUGUGUUUGGCGUAAAUGGGGAUUGCAGUGGUCCACUCAGCCAGGCAGUGAGCAUCCGAACAGGUAACUACCCAAACUAAAGCCAUCUUUGAAAUAAAGACAGUUAUGCAUGCCUAUAUAAUUACAUCAAAGUUACCCAUGUUAAAUCAUAAGCAGCAAAAUCAUCUGACAGUUCUUCUUCGGUCUCCUCAGCACCUUGUAUACCCUCAAACUUGAUCACGGUGUCAAAUUGUAAGUCAGAUGUUUUGAUGAGUUCUUGGGAUGCAGCGGAUGGAGUGUCACAGUUCAUCGUGGAGGGCAGAGGCAAUCGUGGAAAUGCAAGCUACGUGAGCUACUACAGCUGUGUUUCAAAUAAGAGUAGUUGUGCCAUCCCUGGCGUUGCAUGUGGGGAAAGUCUGACAAUGAUGAUUACUGCUUUUAAUGAUGAUUGCUAUAGUGAGACAGUACUGGGUCAGGAGACAAAUACUGCUCCCUGUGUGCCCCAGACCCUCUUGCCCAUCAAUGACUGCAGUUCAGACUCCAUUACCCUUACAUGGAGCACGGCCAAUGGAGCAUUGUUCUACAUUGCCUCAGUGACAGACUCAUUGGGUGGGCAGUACAGUUGCAGUACAACAAAUCUAAAUUGCCAGAUAACUGGACUACGCUGUGGAACAACAUACAAUGCCACCAUCAUCUCCUCCAACUACAAGUGCAACAGCUCUGUCAGUAACAAGAUCACUGUGGACACAGGUACAUUAUGAUUAGAUCCCACUGUUCAGCGGUUUCAGACAUGAGAUCCACAGAUAUUUUUUGUUUCAGGUUCUAACUGUAGCCCCAGAAACUGGUAUGUUUAUGCUUUGUCAUGAUUGCAAAAUCAAACAUAGUAUGCAAAUGACUUUUUCCCGACAUUAGACAUUUUCAACAUGUUCUAAAGGUGCUUGGUGCUAUGAAAGGAACACAAUCCACCUCUCCUCCAUCCCUUGUUUUUUGUUCUUCCUCCCAGCCCCCUGUCCUCCAAAUCAGGUGCAGGCCACUCUAGAUUGUGAGGGGAACCGAGCACUGGUCAGCUGGCUAAAGUCACAAUUUCCAGGCUCCUACACUGCCAGCAUGGUGGAUCAAAGCGGUGGCCAGCUGAACUGCAGCACUGUGAACAGCAGUUGCUGGAUUCCCAGCCUCAAAUGUGGCCAGGCCUAUAAUGUCAGCAUAACCUACUACAAUAACAUCUGCCGCAGCAAGACUUCUUCACCCAUCAGCAUAAACUCAAGUGAGUUAAGAGUAACUGUAUGUGUUUUGUGCUAGUGUUCACCAAAACCUUACAGUGGCUUGUAGGUACAGUAGGUGGGCUUCUCUGUCCAUCUAAUUUUUAAUCGGUAACUGGUUUUUGGUGAAUAAGCUACUCUAGGCCAUACUGUUUACAUUUUUUAUACCCUAUUGCCAAUAGAUACUUUACCAGAACCUGCUUUGUUUUUUAAUAAGCCAUUUUUUCUGAAUCUGUUUGCUUAUGUACUCUGGGUUCAACUACAAAAGUUUCUGGGUGAAACUACAAAAAUGUUUGAAUAAAUGUGUGAUGAGUAAAUGGCUUUCUCAUUGUGUCCCUCUGUGUUAGUUCCAUGUGGGCCCGAAAAUUUCCAUACCUCUUUGGAAUGUAGCUCAGGUGCUGUCCAGUUGACCUGGGACCCAACGUAUGGCGCUAAUGGAUACUCUGCCAGUGUGGUUGCUGCCAGCAGUGGGAGAAGGAUGUUCUGCAACUCAACUUUUCCCAAUUGCAGCCUCAGCUCCCUAACAUGUGGUGAAUCAUAUGUGGCACAGGUCCGCUCCUACAAUGGCACCUGUUUCAGCAUGCUUAGUCAGACAGUGACCUUCAAAGGAGGUCAGUGAACAUUUGUCUGUUAUGUGUUUUUUUUGUACAUGAGCUAUUCACAAUUUUGGAAAAUAAUACCAUUAGAUGUGAUACUAUGGUGAUUUGGGAAAACCAGGUUUUAAAUUAUAUAUGUUGUAUGUACUGUAUCGGGGUAUAUAAUGGUAUUCUCUAUAAUUAUAGGUAGAAUUACUUUCCCCAAAUACAGCAGUUAAAUAAUGGAUCUGUUAAUUGUUUCAAAAGUAUGUUUAGUGCUCUGCCACUUCCUUUAUUAGUGGUGUUUCUCUUUUUGGAAAGGUAGCAUAGGUGAAUAUAAGUAAGAAAUAACAAGGUGUGCUGUUAGAAGAAAACGUCAGAAAACUUCAGAAGUCUUCAGAAGUGUUCAGUAGUGAAAAGUGCUGACACUGUAUAUAUGAUUUAAGGAUGCAGUUUGACAAGCUUAAGCUGGCAGACAUACACAGUGCUUUUUUGCUAGCUACAAUAAUCUCAUAGUGCCAGUGCUCAAGAAAAGCAAACCUCAAACAUCAAGCACUGAUCCUUUACAUGCUGUUCUUUGUGACCUUUUGACCUCCUCAGUACCAUGUGCGCCAACCAACGUAACAGUUGCGAGGACCUGUACUAACCGCACCACAGUGAUGUGGCAAGCCAGUCUUGGCGCUCAGUCUUACAGGGUCAUUGCCGUGAGCAAUCAAGGUAAACAGUCAUCAUGCUCCUCCAACACCACCACCUGCAGCCUGAUCGAUCUUCAAUGUGGCCAAGUAUACAAUGUCAGUGUGGUUGCCAUUGAUGAGACUUGCUCCAGCAUCCAGAGCCAAAGU
This is a messenger RNA of Silurus meridionalis, 2939 nucleotides long. RefSeq names its product fibronectin type III domain-containing protein 7-like. Gene Ontology annotation, molecular function: protein binding. Bases 533 to 1024 code for a protein of 163 amino acids. NCBI's taxonomy places the organism in Eukaryota, Metazoa, Chordata, Actinopteri, Siluriformes, Siluridae. The transcript is spliced from 2 exons. The record is from RefSeq and is a predicted model, not a curated record.